AAUAUGUUAAAACUAAACAAAGUCAUUUUGUAUGAUAACCUUUUUCUAAACAUGAACAAAGUUGAAUCAGACAUAUUUUUCUAAGCUCUGAAAUCAGUUUUACCAGACGUCAGUUGAAAAGUGAUUUGGCGAGGUAUAAUUUAGUCCUUAGCCUAUAAUUUGAUCAGGUUUUCUUUUCCAGGCAGAAGACCAACAUCUGGAGCUCUUCUACUAAUGUUUCUGUGUGUAUAUGGCAGACCUUGUAAAGUCUCGGAAAAGGUUACCCACGUUCCUGGCAUGCAUAGGUUACUGUGAUUAAUUUGCUAUUAUCCCAGUUAAAUCACAGUUUCUUGUGAGCUAAAAUCUGUCAGUCUUCAGACUCCUAGUUGCUGUGUGAUGUGCUGGUGGUCUGUUCCUUAGAAGUCUUCUUUUGUCAGAAUUCUUUGGAGGUUUGUGAUUAUUUUCAUAACUGGUCCUGGGUUUAUGUUUGGUCAUUGGGUUCUGGUUGUGAGCCAACUGCACAGGAACAUGUUGUGUUUGUUUGUUUCUGUUCAGUACAUAGUCCUCUUGCGCUCUUCCUCAACUGAAGGUUCAAUUGGCAUUGCUUGACUGUCAGCUGGUCAGGUCUGUAUUUACAUGGCCCACUUUGCAGUUAGAUCAAAGCAUGAAGGUAACCCUCACCAGUAAAUUGUUGCCAGUUUUUGGAAAAAGCUUUAAUCUUGGGUCCUUUGAAAAGUCAUGGUCCUAUGAUACAAUCCCUAUGUCAGACACAAACUGCCAUAAAAUAAACCAACCUUACAUAAAAUAAACCAACCAAAGAAUCAAUCCUUACUAAUGCAGUUAGAUCAGCAGUUGUCAUUAAUUGCAGGAGUUGCUGUUCUGCCUAACAAACAUCCUGCUGCUCCUGGUUGCUCUCUGCCCCUGCUGAUCCUUGUCUUGGUGUAGUCUUUGUGCUGCCAGCGGUGGAUUGGAGCACUCUGAUCAGAAACUUUACAAGGUGGUUUUCCGGUCUGGCGCCGCCUCCCCCAGGGGCCGGCGUGCGCUCCCAGCAGCCUGUGGUGCCCUGUGCCCCCCCUUCCCUGUCAGUGCACAACAGAGCCCAUGCCCAGGAAGGAGGCACAGUUCGUACGCCUGGAGCCAUGUGCCUCCCUCACACUAACAACAUGGACAGCAAGCUACACGGUUCAGGACAGGGGGGAGGGGCUUCACUUCGACAACGAGGAGGAGGUGUUCCACUGGAACCAUUUAUACACCAGGUGGGAGGUCACACGAGCAUGAUGCGCUAUGAUGAUCACACCGUGUGUAAACCUCUGAUCAUCAGAGAGCAGCGCUUCUACGAGUCUCUGCCUCCAGAAAUGAAAGAGUUCACUCCAGAAUAUAAAGGUGUGGUGCUGGUUUGUUUUGAAGGAGAUUCUGAUGGUUACAUCAACCUAGUGGCCUACCCCUACGUGGAAAGCAGUACGGAGGGAGGAAUUGCAGAGCAUGAGGAUCGUGAUCCUGCUGAGAGGGAGCAGCCAAGGAGAAAACACUCCAGACGCAGUCUACAUCGAUCCUCCUCUGAGCACAAGGAGGACCGGCCUGACAGGAGAGAGUCGCAUGAGACAGAUGCCACUGAUAAUUUUGCAGAGCUGAAGAGUCCCAGAAUCGACUCAAAGAUCCACUCAGAUGUUCCCUUUCAGAUGUUGGACUGGAACAGUGGUUUGACCUCAGAGAAGAUCAGCCAUAAUCCCUGGAGCCUACGCUGUCACAAGCAGCAGCUCAGCCGCAUGAGGUCGGAGUCCAAGGAUCGCAAACUCUUCAAGUUCCUGUUGUUGGAAAAUGUGGUUCACCACUUCUCCUACCCAUGCAUUCUGGACCUGAAGAUGGGCACCAGGCAGCAUGGAGAUGACGCCUCAGAGGAGAAGGCCGCCAGGCAGAUGAAGAAAUGUGAACAGAGCACCUCAGCGACACUGGGAGUCAGAGUGUGUGGCAUGCAGGUGUACCAGCUGAACACAGGUCACUACCUCUGCAGGAAUAAGUACUAUGGUCGCGGUCUGUCGAUUGAAGGCUUCCGUCAGGCACUGUACCAGUACAUGCACAAUGGAAAGGGUCUGAGGCAGGACCUCCUGGAGCCAAUCCUGAAUAAGCUUCGGAGCCUUAAGGAAGUGAUUGAGAGGCAGGCGUCCUAUCGCUUCUACUCCUCUUCUCUGCUCAUCAUCUAUGAGGGAAAGGAAACUGAUGAGCCCUCCAUCUUCAGCCCUGUGCAGCCUGUGGUCUGUCCACAGAAGACUCCUGCUGCUCCUUCAGAGCCCACCCCAGGUCCCCACACUCCUCUGGCCCCCGAGGCUCCCUGUAAAACGGACAUGAGUCAGAACCCAGACCCUGGGUCAGUUUCCUCUCAGGUGUCCGAACUCAAGGCUCAGCCCUCUCACUCCCCUCAACCUUCCCCACAACCACCACUGACCACCACGUCAGACUGCCACGCCUCCCCUUCUUCCUCAACUCGCACUCAUCCAGACUCCUCCACCCCUUCUUCCUCUGCUCCAAGUUUAUUUUCCUUUGCUCCCUCACCUGCACCACAACCUAAACAGCCCCCCCUUGUGGAUGUUCGUAUGAUCGACUUCGCCCACUCCACUUUCAAGGGUUUCCGUGGAGACACAGCAGUGCACGAUGGCCCAGAUAGAGGAUACGUGUUUGGACUGGAGAGCCUGGUCCAUAUCUUGGAGAGCUUGCGGGACGGCAACCUGCCGUAGCACGCCGCACAUAACAAUUUGGGCACACACAUGCGCACAACCAUGCACAUUUACGCAUACACACUCGGAUAAAAAUCCCACACAAAUCUGGCUUUGAGCUUGAUUAGGUCAUGCCGCUGAGACGUCUCGGCUGUAAAUAUGAAACAGGGUUCUCCAGGAUGUCGCCAUGGAAACAUGAGCAUUCUACAGUCAAGUAGUUUCUAUAGCAACAGGCAGUCGGUGAGACAGCAGCUUAGAAGAGGAAAAUCACUUCACUGUCACAGGUUGUAAGUCUACUUGUGGGGACACUCAGUGUAAUUUUAUCACUUAAAAUAUCGCAAUGUCAGUUUAUUCAUCUUCGCAUGUAAAAAACAAAACCACAGGCAUCUUCAAGAAAUAUAGAUAAGAAUAUCACAGGAGUAGACUGAAAUGGAAUAAAAAAAGUAGUAGUUUGCAAUUGACAUGGAGGUCACUCAGGACUUAGGUCAGAAACAUGACCCACAUGUAAUGUCAGUGAAAGGUCUCAUUUUUACUUCAGCAUCCAUGUUAAGUUGCAAGCUUGAGCUAUUUGAACUCUGAGUGCAGGUUUAGGUUCUGGGCUUCACCUUGAGAAAAGGCAAAAGGUAUCAUUGUAGCAGACUGCCAGUGGAAGCUGUAGUGACAACUCAGUGUGAACGACUGACACACGACAAGUGCUGCAACAGUGGCAUGCUGCUCAGGUAGACUUAAAAGAAGGGUAUGCAAAAAUUUACUAAAGAGAAAUUGUCACAUUUGAACGGACCACCAGAAGUGUACAGUGGUGUUUUCUUCUGCAGGGAUACUUUCCUGUGCAGGGAUUUUCCACUCUUUUCUUUUCUGUGUGGUCAGGAUAAUCCUGAGUGGAAGUGUUUCCUGGGGACAGAUACACCCACUGGGUGUACUGAGUGACUGUUAAAAGCCAAAGAGAAUGAAUUAAGAUUUGAGGAAGGUUGGGGUCCGAUCACAGGGUGAGAUGAAUGUAGGUUAUGAAUCUCUACACCCGUUUGUUUCAUAGUGUGAUUUUUCUUUUUAGAAAAUAGUUGUGUUAAAUGAUGGUUUCAUUUUGAUCACCAGUUUUACAUAUUUAUAUUUAGUAUUAAUGUAGUAUCAGGGAAGUCAAAGGCUAAAUUAUAGCAUCCCCUGCAGGCAGGAAGCCCUUCUACUUGGAAAGCGUUUCUGCAUACUCUUCUUUUAAGGGAAUGGUAGUUCCUACUUGAGCUCAGACAUUUCCCGACACCUUUUAUAUAUAUUUGAACCUAUUUACAUUAUAUACAUUUCCAGAAAAUAAAUGUCACAAACAUCACUUGUCAUUCCAGACUUUUGAGUAAAGGUUUUACAUUUACAAAUGAAGUGAACUUGAAUCCAAAUGAGAAAUCAAUCGGUGGAGGAAGUACAAAUGUGUCUAAAGAUCAUGUUGGUCCUUGCACAGACUGACCAACAGCAUCAUCCAAACAUGCACACAGACGCAUCCUAGGAGCGUUUGUCAGCAGAGAAGCUCCGUGAACAAUCAUUCAGCUGAAACUUGGCCAAAGUCCUCACUUAUUUUAUUCACUCCUAACAACAAAUACCCCCUUUUUCACCAUCUUACUGUGCAGAUACAACAAACCAAACUAAACCUGGACCGAAGGAUGGAUUCUUCAGCAUGUCCCAUUGGAAAACACACACAAACACCUGAGAAAGCAAUGGAUGAGGAUGAUGAUGAACAUGAUAGAUGGCAACUCUUUUCUUCAUCAGUGUAGGGGGGGGUCGCCCCCUGGAGGAAGUGACUGUGCAACAUAAAUGUGCAUCAUAGAGUUAGGCUUUAAGAAGAAAAUACAGAUCACUUAAAAAAAAGAUACAGUACACUGUACGUCUGUUUUUGGGGUUAUAUUUAAAAAAAUAUGUGAGUACUGUGUGUCCUGUUUAACAAAGAAAAACAUCCUCUGGGUAAAUGUGUCAGUGUCAGUUUCACAAAUGUGGUCUAUAACAAGUGUAUUUUCUAUAUUGUCAACAAUUCCCAUGGAGAAAGUAGAAUCAAAUGUGUUGGUUUUAACAGAGGAGGAGUUCUAAAACUGUCUGUUACCUCAGUGUACACUUAUAUACCAAACAACAUUGUGCUGUUAAAACGCUUAUGACAGAUUUGAUCCCCAAGUUUGUAUUUCCAUCUAUAGUCAAUGCAAUUGCAAAUGGCUUAAAUUGUGGAUGAUGUGCUGCUGAGGAGAUUUGAUCAUUUCCUCAAUGUAUUGUUUAGCAUAAAUGUGAUUUUUACACAGGAUAAUAAUGUCAAGGAACGCAUUUUUGCUUUUACACACAUGGGAUUUGCUGACAGUGAGAAAAGAAUAGAUUAGUUGCAGCUAUUGUCUUUACGUGAGGGAUUGGUGACAGAGUUCGUGUGUCAACAGUGUUGGUUUAUACAUGUACAUGUCAAUGACUGAUGGUGAACGCAGUCACAAAGUUCUGUGUCGUGACCAUGUCGAUGGGAUCAGUUGGAGAAAACGGUGACUUGACUGUCACCCAGCCUCGCCUCCAGCGUCACCAUCCUGCCAGUGUCAGCAGAGGUUGUGUCACCACUGAGGACGUUACACCACUAUUAUCCCCUCUGAUCGGUCUGAUUAGACUGCGUCACCCAAUGACAAACAACAUCCAGAGGCCAGGGCUGUGCUGUGAUACUGCACUGCCCCCUGCUGAAAAAGAAGAGGAAACCAACCCCAGGAGCUGGACUUACAAGAGAGAUAAAAUAUGAAUAUUUUAUUUUUGAUUUCUCAAGGCGAUAAUUUAUUUUUUUAUUGUACCUUUAUCGAUAUGUGGGGGUAAAUGUUUUGUCUUUCACACAACUCCCACGCCCAUAAAUGUCUACAAUAUAAAGAGGUUUAAGUGCUUUAGAGACGGUGCGUAGAAGUUGUUAGAAGUAUGCUUUAUAUACAUAUAUACACAUAUGUAUACAUAUAUGUGUAUAUAUAUACACAUAUAUUUGUAUACAUAUAUGUGUGUGUAUAUAUAUAUACAUAUAUGUAUGUAUAUAUGUAUAUAUAUAUAUAUACACAUGUGUGUAUAUAUAGGUAUGUAUAUAUGUAUAUAUAGGUAUAUAUAUGUAUGUAUGUAUAUACAUAUAUAAUGAUUUUGCUGACAUGGCCUCAAGUCUGUUACUGAUGAUCUGCAGACCACCCAGGUUUAUCAGCAAAUCCAGGCUUGAUUCAGGCCCAUAGAGUCCCUACACCUCAGUUCUGUUAUGGGAAGGUUCUUAAGCCUUCGUGAGUGUGCGUGCGUGCUAGCAUGCAGGUAUAGAAACCAUCUUUAGUAUUCAGUUGAUUUCGCCUCACAUUUUAUUGAGUUGGUUAAAAAAACGCCCAUUAACAUCCUCCUGUUUUUCCUCAGUUUUUCGCACCACAUUGUUACAGCAGUCUCGCAUUCUGAAUGCAGCGAGUCCACACUCAGAUUAUCAUAUCUAUUAUUCAAUGGUUAUUUAGCAGCAUUUUCUGCAUAUGGCAUUGUCCUGUUUGUUAGAAAAGUGAAAUUAAAGUGAGAUUAAAUCUU
Cynoglossus semilaevis (tongue sole) is the source of this 6221-nucleotide messenger RNA. It is a transcript of the gene ip6k1, whose product is annotated as inositol hexakisphosphate kinase 1. Gene Ontology annotation, cellular component: cytoplasm; nucleus. NCBI's taxonomy places the organism in Eukaryota, Metazoa, Chordata, Actinopteri, Pleuronectiformes, Cynoglossidae. Gene Ontology annotation, molecular function: inositol hexakisphosphate kinase activity. The coding region runs from base 1119 to 2711 and encodes 530 amino acids. The record is from RefSeq and is a predicted model, not a curated record. The transcript has 9 exons. Gene Ontology annotation, biological process: phosphatidylinositol phosphate biosynthetic process; inositol phosphate biosynthetic process.